GGCCAAUCAGAGACCGUAACGAAAAUUUGAAUCGGAGCUCCGGCCAAGCUGGCUUGAUCGAUCACCUGUUCAAGCUCGCGCGUGGAUCUUACUGGUGCGGAGGUUGCGUGUAGCCGUGAGAUUAAGAUGGCUACAAAUUUUGCCACUCGGUACAAAAAAGAUCUGAGCAUCGAGACACUCAAGACAAAACUUGUUCGCCGAAAGUCUGUACUUCAGAAAGAGAGUAGGCACAAGGAAUUUAAUAAGGGCAGACAAUUUGGAUUAGUUGAUGUGAAUACGCAGCCAUCAAAAGACAAAGCUCUUUCUCAGCUGCAGGAAAGAAGCAAAGGAUGCUUGCCAAAGCCAAGUGCUGCAGCCAAGACUCAUGAACAAGAACGCAUGGAAAUGCUUCAGCGCUACAAAGCUGAAAAAGAACUUCGCAAGCUUAAAGAUCAGAGAGAUAAGCCCAUUUUUAAAUGUGGACAAUUCAAACCAGAGGUCCCUUCUUUUCUCUUAAAAGCAUCACAGAUCCCAGUAUUGAACAAAUCAAAGGAGAAGGAAGCUCCAGCUGUAAUGCGAAUAACAAGGUCAAAGUCAAAAAAACAAUUGCCAGAACCAAGGAGACCACAGCUCUCAGUGAUUGCGUCUAGCUAUGCCAGCAAGGGCUGCAGUCUGCAGAUAUCUCAGCAUGAGCAGAAGCAGAUCUACAUAGACAAACCUUCCAAAAGAGAGAGCCGAGAGGUGCAGUCUGCCAUCUCAAGAACCACGCAUGGAAGAAUGACAAGAGCAGCAGUGGCAGCUAAGUCCAAAAUACCACAAGCAUCACAACCCGAUAUAAUUUCAGUUAAUCUGCCACAGAAAAGAGUUACAGUUAAAGGAAAGCAGCAGAAAGAGAUAAUGAAGAAAGAGACAGCACAGGUAGUGCACAAUACGAAUCAAGAUAUUCUAGUGGGACAAGAGGAAGAAGAGGUGAAGCUCCAACCUGCAAGCAGUGAACAGAAUCAGGCCUUCCUUGAAAAAGAAAACAUGCCGGCACCCCCCAAGAGAAACCCUUCAUUUGCCCCUCAGAAUUUUGUCUUUAAACCCCCCGAAGGCUUGACCACCUAUAAGGUGAAACCAAUGACUCCUUCCAGGGCAAAUGUGUUCUUAUCACCUGAUCUUUCCUGGAGCCCUUCAGAAGCAACCAAUGAAGUCUACAAAGAAGAAGCACAAGAUUAUGAUCCACAGUUGUCCCCUAACCCAGAAAUGACAAAGGAAGCCACUGAAGGACACCAAUAUGCCCUGGAUUUAUUGGAAGAAGUUAAAGGAGAAUGUGGGCCUAAUGAGAUGGGGGAUAAUGUUGCCUUUGAAAGUAAGAGCAGUAUGCAGCAACCAGACCCACCAGUGACUGAAAUAUUGGAGUCAACAACAAAGCUCCAGCAUGACGUGUCCUAUUUCAGAAACAUUCUUCGAUCUGAGACAGAGAGGCUGGCAUCGUUUUGUCUUGAAUGGGAUGAAACUAUUGAAAUGGAUAUUCCAGAGGAGGCAAAAGAUCUUGUCCGCACAACCAUCGGGCAAACCAGACUGUUGAUGGCAGAGAGAUUCAAACAGUUUGAAGGGCUGAUAGAUAACUGUGAAUUCAGACGUGGAGAGAAAGAGACGAUGUGUGCAGAUCUGGAUGGAUUCUGGGAUAUGGUGAACUUUCAAGUAGAAGACAUAAAUAAAAAAUUUGAGAACUUGAAGAAACUUCGGGUGAAUGGAUGGCAAAUGGUGGACAAUGUUCAGCCCCAAAGACCUGCCAAGAAAAAGCCCAUCCUCCGAAGGACAACCAAAGCAGCAGGGGGGUCUGCUGAAAGGAGAGCAGCCAGAAAACGCCUUGCAGCUGUAAAAGCAGCCAUGAAGAACAAGAAAAAAGAAGGGUUGGCAGCAGAGGCUUCAGGGCGAGAAACACCAAAAGAAGCAGAACGGAUAUUUGAUGGAGGGUUUUUCCAAAUUGAAUCUCCUGCUAAACCCUUUCCAGGCUGGACUCCUAAAUCAACCAGCAGGAUUUCCCAGCGGACGGCCCCAAGGUCUGCCAAUAAAGCUUUGCUUCAGAGUUGUGCGGAGCUCUGUGUUUUAAGACGAGGCACACCAAGUACGUCCAAAGCCAUUUCUCCUUUUCCAGAUCCGAAGGCAUUCUCAAAUCCUGCUGGAACUGACUGCCUUGGUUCUGCGUCUGAACAAAGCGGCACUGGAGCAACAGAAGAACUGUGUGCUAUAACAGACAUGGCAGAAAUAGCAACUGAUGCACAAACAGCCAGCGGUGACAGGCACUCAUUCUCAAGUGACAUGGAUGUUUUAGAUUCUGCUAGUUACCAAUUUAAAAAUGAAGUUUCAGAAACUGGAGAUGAGAUGGAACAGACCACUGCAGAUGAGGCCAAACAGGGUCUUCUCAGUCCUACAGGGCAUUCUCAGGCUGCAGAAACUUGUGAUUGGGAUGAAGUACGGCAUACUCCAGAACGCUGUCUUCUCAAUUUCUCCUGUGAUGAUGGGAUCCUUGAUCACCUGCCAAAUCUGGAUGCCAGCCCUCUCUUCACUCCUCUGAGGAACAAGGCUGAAAAAUGUGUAUCAGCUGAUUCAUGCAACGACCUUAUUGUAUUUUCUCCUUUUCCUCUACCAGACAAGGAGAAAUAAGUUAAAUUAUAGUUUAAAACUUCAUAUGCGCAAUUAAUGGAUAUAAAAAGAACAUAAGCGUUCUUUUCCUUCAUAAGUUUUAGUUCCAUUACUGAACUGAACUGUCAUUUCAAAAGUAUACUUCUGCUGGAGAAGACACCCAUAGAGAAUAUGAAUGUUAGGAUGUUCUGUGGCAUCUGUUGACUAUCCAUCUUUAGUGAAAUUGCACUUGAGGAAAACUGUUCUGAAUUGGUUUGACUAUACCACUGGUAAAUUAUUUCUGAUCUCAAACCUAAAUAGUAAGUUGUUGCUUGUCAUUAAGUGUGGCAAUGGGUGGGAGAGAGAGAGGGGAAGAAGUAUCUUAAUUAUUUGGCUGCUGCAUUUUAAACGUUGUCUAUUUUCUUUAAUCUAAAUAAUCCAACUUAUACUUCAAUGUAUAAACACAAUUAUUAAAGUUCUGUAAACUA
Candoia aspera is the source of this 3077-nucleotide messenger RNA. RefSeq names its product DLG associated protein 5 (gene DLGAP5). Gene Ontology annotation, molecular function: microtubule binding. Gene Ontology annotation, biological process: kinetochore assembly; regulation of mitotic cell cycle; mitotic spindle organization. Lineage: Eukaryota; Metazoa; Chordata; Lepidosauria; Squamata; Candoiidae. The transcript has 19 exons. The record is from RefSeq and is a predicted model, not a curated record. Gene Ontology annotation, cellular component: cytoplasm; spindle pole centrosome; nucleus. Bases 127 to 2631 code for a protein of 834 amino acids.